CAGUCUCAGAUUAGUUUCAAAUUCUCAUCUGAAACCUUCACACACAGAUUAGUGAGAUCCUCUUGGAUGCAUUCAAAACUUCUAUUAAGAAGAAACCAAUGGGAAUUUCUUUGCUUCUUUCAAAAGUCAAGGGAAAGCUAGUUUUGAAGUGAACGCAAAACAAUUGCCAAGCUGAGACAUAAAAAUCAAAAGAAAGAGUUCUGGCUACCUAGUUUUGCAGACAGAGAAAGAGAGAAUUUAUAGGAUGAAGAACAUUGGAAUGGUAUCGGAAGCAGUGGGAGGCUAUCAACAGAAGAUUUAGAGGAUGAGCAGAUAUCAAAGCUGGCCAUUUCUACAUUUCAAGCUAAAGAAGAAGAGAUAGAGAGGAAGAAGAUGGAGGUUAGAGAGAAAGUUGAACGUCAACUUGGUCGUGCUGAAGAAGAGACAAAACGUUUGGCUCAUAUUUGGGAAGAGCUUGAAGUGUUGGAAGAUCCCUUGAGAAAGGAAGUAGCAAUGGUACGUAAGAAAAUUGAUAUAGCUAACAAAGACUUAAAGCCACUAGGACAGAGCUGCCAGAAAAAGGAGAAAGAGUAUAGAGAAGCCUUAGAAGCUUUCAAUGAAAAGAAUAAAGAGAAAGCUCAUCUGAUUACAUCAUUAAUGGAGCUGCUGACUGAGAGUGAAAGAAUAAGGAUGAAGAAGUUGGAGGAGCUGAGCAGGACCAUGGAAUCCAUGAAUUGAAACAAAACAAUACUGUGGCUAAUUUUUUUUCAUAUAUUUGUCAUUGCGCUUGCAUUUAUAUUGUUCAAGAACUUUUAUUUUCCUUUGAUGUUAAUAAAAGAGACGUUAGGUAUUGCCAGAAUC
Prosopis cineraria is the source of this 840-nucleotide messenger RNA. RefSeq lists its product as uncharacterized. Lineage: Eukaryota; Viridiplantae; Streptophyta; Magnoliopsida; Fabales; Fabaceae. The transcript is spliced from 4 exons. Bases 373 to 717 code for a protein of 114 amino acids. The record is from RefSeq and is a predicted model, not a curated record.